This is a messenger RNA of Aegilops tauschii subsp. strangulata, 1314 nucleotides long. Lineage: Eukaryota; Viridiplantae; Streptophyta; Magnoliopsida; Poales; Poaceae. The record is from RefSeq and is a predicted model, not a curated record.
AUGAGGAUCACGCUGGGCAUGAGCCUGGAGGCGUGGGUCCCCACGGACGCGGCGGCGCCUCCCAUGGCCAUGGGCGCCUGGCGCGCCGGCGAGGUGGUCUGGGGCAACGGCCACUCCUACGUCAUGCGCUGGUUCGACGGCGGCUCCGACUCGGGCCGCAUCCUGAGGAAGUUCGUCCGCCCGCUCCCGGACCCCGCCGUCAAGCUCCCCGCGGACCUCGUCCCCGGCGACAACGUCGAGGUGCUGGACGGCAGCCUGUGGAAGUGGGCCGAGGUCGUGGCCGCCGCCGCCGACCGGUUCGAGGUCAAGAUCGUCGGCUCUUCCCAGGUCCUCACGGCGGACCGCAGCGCGCUCCGGCCCCGGCAGGUGUACGGGGAGAAGGGCUGGGUCGUGCUCCACAAGGGCAACAAGAUCCCCGUCGAGAGCGUCGUGCCGUCGCGCCCCAUCCCCGGCAAGAACAUCAAGCUUAAGGCCAACAAUGGCAACCUCGGAGGCGGCAAGUUCGCCGCGCCCCAUGCCGUCAAGCUCGGGGGCACGACGACGACGACGAAGAGGAGCAGCCACACGGUGACGGUGGACGGCGACGUAGCCCCGGAUGCCAAGAGGUUUCAUUUUCAUAGUAGCAGCAAGUUGUUCCCCAAGGAAGCACCGGAUGGCAACAGGUUGCAUAGUAGCAUCAAGUUGUUCCCCAAGGAUGCAAGAUACCCAAGCCAUUGUUAUCUGAUGAAGAAACGGCGGCAAGAGACGAGCAAUGAUGAUAAAUCCUAUAACGAAGAGUCGUGUGAUGCGGUCGGAGGAACAGCAAGAGACAGCAGCGACACCGACGACGGUUCUAGUAGUAGUAGCACGUCUGAUCGAUCGUCGUCAUCGGCGGAUGGCAGCGACGGAGACAGCAGCAGCAGCAGCAGCGGAAGCAACAGCAACGGAGGCGUUCCUGAAGUUCCCGCCGCCGGCGAGCGUUGCCAAGAAAAUCGAGAGGCGUCGAUCCCGCCGCCGCCGCGGAGCCGCGAGGAAGAGGAACACGAUUCUUCCGACGGUCGUGCCAGCGCGACAAUGCAGCACCGCCCGGCGGACGAGGACGAGGAAGAGGCGGUGGCGAUGAAACGAAAUCGGCAAGCGGCAGAGGUACAUGAGGACCACGGCCGCGUCCAUGGUCUGGAGCUGGAGGCGUACGUGAGCGUGAUGAAGGCGUUCCGCGCCACGGGGCCGCUGAGCUGGGCCAGGGAGGAGCUGCUGUCCGACCUCCGCCUGCACCUCCACGUCUCCGGCGACGAGCACCUGCAGCUCAUAAGGAGCUUGAACGGCAAUAACUAG